AUGAGUGAUGGGCCAUCGUCGGGAAACGUGCCGGAUAGUAACGCCUCUGUGGCGAACAAUGCGGAGGAAUUAGAUACACAGGGCUCCAUUGAUAAGCGUGUUAGGAGUAUAAAACUAUUUAUCACGAACAGCAUAACCAGCAAGAUCAGAUCGAAACUGCCGAAUGUCGCCUGCUACCUGAAACGUUUGGUGAGGUUGAAGAAUGAUGGGAAAUCCGAAUCUGAGAGGGAUGGGAUCGUUGGUGGGAGCCCUGAAGUGUCUGAGAUCAUGGAAGGCAUGUUAAAUCGCACGAUGUUCGAAAUCUCCGGUGUGUCGAUCAACGAACAGAAUGCAGCAGAAGGCAGGGGUUCGGUCGACUGGCCCGAGAACUCAGUGAUCGAAACGAGGUGGUACGAAACUGCCAGUGACCCCUCAAAUCCUGAAGGACCUUCGACCUCCACCGCAAACACGAACGACAACACAAGUACAUGCAAUAUCAUUGAUUAUGAUGGGGGUAGGGGGCACCCUUUCAUACGGGUCCUGGAGAGGACGACACAACACGAGUCAUUAAUUUUCAUCGACCGAGAUGACGAUCCCGCGCGCGCGCAAAAGAAAAGCGUCGAGUCCCUUGGAAGAAGCAUUAGCGAUUGGGUAGGUAAUUUAUUAGACAGAAAAAGACGGCCCCUGGCCACAUACUUUCAAAAAUCAACCACCGUCCGAUCGAUUUUAUAAUGCUGGUCAGUUCACAUUAUAGUAAUAAUCGAUCGAUAUUGUGAUAAAUAAAUGUAGAAUUUGUAACAUGUUCACCCCCUCUCCCAUCAGCAAAUUCUAAAGCGUAAAGCAUCGCGUUUUAAAUUUGCUUCAAAACAAAUAACAGACAAUUUCUAAAGAAACACUUCAUCUGAAAGAUCGCGAUAGAUUGCCAUAGAUUAUUUUUGUAACAUCUUAGUUCAGUUAUGCUUCUUUUUCAAAUAUCAGAUGAUCCACCUGAUCAUCCACUUUUAUAA
Heterotrigona itama is the source of this 986-nucleotide messenger RNA. The record is from the annotation of a GenBank genome assembly. NCBI's taxonomy places the organism in Eukaryota, Metazoa, Arthropoda, Insecta, Hymenoptera, Apidae.